Syngnathoides biaculeatus (alligator pipefish) is the source of this 4018-nucleotide messenger RNA. It is a transcript of the gene zbtb37, whose product is annotated as zinc finger and BTB domain containing 37. Gene Ontology annotation, molecular function: DNA-binding transcription factor activity, RNA polymerase II-specific; RNA polymerase II cis-regulatory region sequence-specific DNA binding; protein binding. The coding region runs from base 846 to 2165 and encodes 439 amino acids. The transcript has 3 exons. Lineage: Eukaryota; Metazoa; Chordata; Actinopteri; Syngnathiformes; Syngnathidae. The record is from RefSeq and is a predicted model, not a curated record. Gene Ontology annotation, biological process: regulation of transcription by RNA polymerase II.
UCUUCCUUCAUUCCUUCGUCCGGGAGUGAGGAGGUGACGACGAGCCGCCGCGGCCCGCAGACUCCGAACCGAACCUGAAGGCAGAACACCGAAUGGCGGCGGCGCAGCGGCUGCAGGCGGACCGGAGGCCGAACGGAGAGUCUCUUGAUCGGCCUUGACGCCAUCGCGACCGCCUCCGGGGCUCUGGAGCACGAGGAGAGCCGGGCCGAGCCGGGACGGGCCGGGCCGAGCCGGGCCGAGCCGGGCCGAGCCGGGCCGAGCCGAGCCGAGCCGGGCCGCCGUCCCGCCCGGUAAUGUGACAUGAGGUCCGACGGUCCACUAAGACCCGCUAGCUCGCUGUGAUGCUUGUGUGGCCUCCACCCGCCGGACCUGACGGAGAGACCUCGCCUGUGACGUCACACAGCGGCCGGAGGCCCCCAGGCUAGAUUUUGGACCGAGCCCGAAAAGCGUGCUGGGAAGCGAUGUGACGGCCUCGAAGCGUUGUCGUGACGUCAUCAGACGACGAGUCCUCGAGAACUUGGCGAGUCCAAAUCCCCCAAGGUGAAAGCUCACCAAUUCGUGCUUGGUUCCGGAUUCCUCAGUUCUCACCGUUAUUUUGAGGCCUUGGAAACAUCGAUCCAUCCAUUGUCUGAGCCGCUCAUCCUCACAAGGAUCGGGCGCCCAAAAAAAACGCAAGCAUUUUUGGCCGUCAAAUGCAAAACCUUUAAAGGUCUCUUUCAAUUCUGGGGUCACCGUACAGGGGGACAAGGAACGCGGCCCCCUUUCGCCGGGUGAUGCGCUUGGCGCCCAUUCCGAUCGACGCCCGCUCCUGGUAGGAAACCCUCUCGGGGCGCAUUUGCGUUGUCAUGGAGCGCUCGGGCAGCAUCCAGCUGGACGUACCGGACUUCAGUAAUUCGGUCCUGUCCCACCUGAACCAGCUCCGGGUCCAGGGGCGGCUGUGUGACAUCGUGGUACACGUUCAGGGUCAGAGUUUCCGGGCCCACAAGGUGGUCCUGGCCGCCAGCUCGCCGUACUUCCGGGACCACAUGUCCCUGAGCCAGAUGAGCACCGUAUCCCUGACGGUGAUCCGCAACGCGUCCGUCUUCGAACAGCUCCUGGGGUUCUGCUACACGGGCCGCCUGCGCCUGCAGCUGCGCGACAUCAUCAGCUACCUGACGGCCGCCAGCUUCCUGCAGAUGCAGGAAGUCAUCGACCGCUGCACGCGCAUCCUGGAGGGGAUCCACCUCAAGAUCAGCCUGGCCGACCCGGACCGAGAGGCGGCGCCGCGCCCCCGCGGCCUGGAGGCGCCGGUCGGCUCGGCCCGCCGCGCCGAGGCGCCCGGCCGGGGAGAGGACCCGCGCGGCCCGGAGGCCGCCUCUCGAGAACCCGUCCUCCGUGUGGACCGGGCCGGUCGGUGGUACGUGGAGAGCGCCGGCGAGGCGGACGAAGGCGCCGACGGGAUCGCCGUCAAGACCGAGCGGGAGGAGCGCCGGAUCCAGGCGGACGGCGACCGGGAUCCGUCGGGCCCGGCCGACGGGGGCGCCGACCGCUCGGGGCGCGUCGCGCCCGAGACCUUCGGCGGAGCGAGGCCCGCCGUCGGCGACGCCGACAGGUGGAGCCCGGCAGGCGGCGUCGUCGUCCUCGCCGACCGCCAAAGAGCCAAAAGCGAAUCUCCGAGCAGAAGCGAAGACCGACGGCACGCCAACUCCCAGGUGGAGGAGGCGGCCUCGGCGGGGUACGAGGAUUACGCCAGGGACCCGGUGGGCGAGCGCUGGUUCCGCUACAACCCGCGCCUGACCUGCAUCUACUGCUGCAAGUCCUUCAACCAGAAAGGAAGUCUGGACCGCCACAUGCGCCUGCACAUGGGCAUCACGCCGUUCGUGUGCCGCCUGUGCGGGAAGAAGUACACCCGCAAGGACCAGCUGGAGUACCACAUCCGCAAACACACGGGCAACAAACCCUUCACCUGCCGCCUGUGCGCCAAGAGCUUCCCCUUCCAGGCCAUCCUCAAUCAGCACUUGCGCAAGAACCACCCGGGUCACCACGCCCAGAGCGCCUCGCCCGAGACCACCACGGCCUCGCUCAGCGCCAGGGGGGCCUCGCCGGGCCGAGACGACCCCGAGAGCGCCGGGGCGGCGUCCGGGGAGGGCCCUCACGCGUCCGUCUCCACCACGGGGCCCGACUGACCCGAAGGUCACGCCGCCCGGGAGGAAUCCCAGGGCGGCGACGGGCCAGGGGCCCCGCGCAUCCUCCUCUGCCGCGGGGCCCCGUCGGCGUAAAAGCCGACGUCGCCCGGGACGACGCCUGCCGAGCGUCCCGGUCCGCGCGAUGAAAACAUUUUUCGGCUAACGGCGUCCUUCCUGUCUGCCUCCCGACAAUCCAGCGUGGAGGCGGGAAAAGAUGGCCCCUCUCUCAGCAUCCGUGCUAAUCGCAUACCUCGGGACCGCCGUCGUUGAGUUCGGGUCUCAACGGACCGAAGCCGACCUCAUGCAGUUACCUCUCGUCGCCACUCGGGACACCCGGUGGUCCAAUAUCACGAGGCCAAGUUCCUGCACUAGGCUCAAAAUAACGUCCUCACCUCGGCGACGUCGGCCAAUGCUCGUGGGCUACGUUGGCCCCGGCUUGCGGACAGCUAGCUUGCUUCCGUUCUUGCUAGUUUUCCCAGCUAACAGCUACUAUACAAUGCUAACAGAGCUACCUAACGUCAUCCUUCUGGCAACCCAAAGCAAAGAUGGCCGCCAAGCCACUCGAGCGCUUCACAGACCUUAAGGUGACUCUUUGAAUCUCAUUGGAAGCGAAAAGGGAACUAAACCCAAACCCGAGCUGUCAAAACCUUCUUUUCGUCUUGAGAUGUGCACGUCAUCUUCAUUUUCAGCUGCUGCUUCCUUCAAUCUUCUCCAAAAUAAGUUUAGCGCUUAUGGCUUCGCGAUGACGCAGUUCUAUUCAAAACCAUCGCGAGUCGACGGGCUACGCGUCGUCGAGCGGAAUCCCGACCGGCUCGUCGGCGUCUGCGUCCCGCCGUUGCUAAAUUUAAUACGCUAAAAGAAUGAAGCGGUUGAGGAGGCAAAAAUGAGCUUUGCCGCUGCCGCAGUUUCACUUCUUACUGACACGUGAGAUCCUGUCUGCAUAAAGCGGGCCGGCUUCCUCAAAUGGAUCCAAGCCAACUAGGAACAGGUCCAGACCUGACCUUGCGGGUCACGGCUGAGCCUGACGGUCCCCCGCAGCAGGUGGCCCCCGACUGGCGCUCCGUUGCCCCCGAGUGCCCCCCCUAUGUUUAUGAAGUCCCCCCACCACCACCACCCCCCUCCACAAACGCAAUAUGAAUUUAAUCCAAGUAGCGUUUUUGAGUAACGUUGCCACAUGCUUGUUUCCAUUUGAAACCUUUUUUGGGUUUAGUUCCCCUUUUGGGACCGCUUAGGACUUGUUGGCUAUAACAAGUGUCACCAAUUUUUUUUUUUUUUGGAAUACGAAGACAGGUUCUGGGCUCCCUAGAGUCUAUCAUGUGGACCGGGCAGGUGGGCGGGACCGGACUUGCACACGUAGCAGAGCGCUUAAGCAAAGAAACCUCACUCGUACAGAACCACAUCACCUCAAGCUGAUUGGCCGAGCCACGCACGCAAGGCCCGCCCGCUGGCCCGCCACCUCCUGACGACUUACCUCACACGCGUGGGUCCUCGAUCCCGAUCCGGUCCCCGCACGCCACCUACUCCCGGUCCAAUCUAAUCUCAGCCUGUUCUCGUCCGGUCUGGUCUAGUCUAGUCCUUUCACCGGUCUCGGUCUAGUCGUCACCUGAUUGACCUUUGCCCUUUCUAGUCCAUUUGAUUCCGUUCUUAUCCCUUUCAGUCUCUUCCAAUCCAGUCUCGCCUAGUCUAGUCCUUUCAGCCCGGUCUCGGGCUAGUUUUGGUACCUCGCUCGAUCGGCCUCCGACCCCCGUCGGACACCCUUGUCGGGCUUUCAACUUUUUAUUUCAAACUUUGUUGAGGGCGGAGCCUAAGUGUCAAAAAAACUUACGUGCAACAAAUAAAAGAGAUUUGACUGA